Molecule: messenger RNA, 579 nt
Organism: Cannabis sativa
Lineage: Eukaryota; Viridiplantae; Streptophyta; Magnoliopsida; Rosales; Cannabaceae
Product: UDP-glycosyltransferase 73C11-like
Exons: 2
Coding region: 1-579 (192 amino acids)
Molecular function (GO): UDP-glycosyltransferase activity
Source: RefSeq, a predicted model, not a curated record
AUGAGGAUCAAUGUCUCAAGAUUGGAAGCUUCAAACAAGCCGUUUAUUUGGGUUUUAAGUGGGGCAGCAAGUGCUUCAGAAGAACUACAGAAAUGGUUAAAGGAAUAUGGAUUUGAAGAAAGGACCAAGGAUAGAGGGUUGAUGAUCCGGGGUUGGGCCCCACAAGUGCUGAUUUUAUCACAUCCUUCUAUUGGAGUGUUCUUAACACAUUGUGGAUGGAAUUCUAUACUUGAAGGAAUAUGUGCAGGGGUUCCUAUGGUUACCUGGCCACUAUUUGGUGACCAUUUUUAUAAUGAAAACUUGGUUGUGAAUGCUUUGAACAUAGCUACAACUCUUUGGGUGGAAGAUUCGAGUAAAUGGGGAGAGGAAGAGAAAGUUUGGGUAAUGAACGAUAAGGGAGAAAGAGUUAAGAAUGUUUUAAACGAAAUGUUGGAUGGUGGAGAAGAAAGCAAGGAAAGAAGAAAAAGAAGUAGAAAGCUUCAAAAGAUGGCCGAGAAAACUGUUGAAGAAGAUGGAUCUUCAUACAUUAAUAUGACAAUGUUUAUGGAGGAAAUUAUGAAGCUUGGAAGUAGUGAUUAA